AGUGUCUCCUGUCAGCCCUCCCUCUUCUCAUCCCUGCGAGCUCUCGCUCACUCUGGGUACAUCGAAAAAGACACAGCUGCCAAGAAAGUGGAAGGGAGUGAAGCAGAAGAGAAAGGCAAAAUGGCCAGGAAGGCAAGGAAACACACCUGGACGUUUCCCCCUGGUUUGGUAGCAAUCGACACUUUCAGUUACACCACCCAGAGAACACAGCCAGCUCAAAGCAAUUUUCUCAAGCACCCCGCUGCAGGAAGCUUCGCAGAAAUGAAGAUGGUCUCGGCGCUGCUUCUGCUGAGCACCCUCCUGGGUACCCCCGCGGCGCCUUCCCCGCGGCCCUCUUGCUACAAGAGGGCCCUCAAAGACCAGACCUGUCACAACGGCCCCGAGGGCGGGGCGAACCUUCGACAAAUCCUUGAUGGUCUGCAAGAUCACUUUUGGGAAGGGAAGGGCUGCGAGGUCAUCUGUUACUGCAACUUGAAUGAGUUGCUCUGCUGCCCAAAGGAUAUUUUCUUUGGACCAAAGAUAUCUUUUGUGAUCCCCUGCAACAGUCAGUGAUGUACAUCAAGUCUGCCGGAGAAGAAAACAGACAUCAUUCUACAACCACACAAUAAUGCUUUCAAGGGGAAAUCCAAAACCACUAACAUCUAACAACAUGACAGUGCCUCUUUUUGCGCUGUAGAAAAAUUUCGUUUCUAUACCCUAUCUGGAAUUUCAAAUAUGUAAGAAGUUCUCAAGUUUGGUAGCUGCCUUAAUUUCUAUAAUGGUGUAAAAGACUGUACAAGCUCUUAAUGCAUCCUAAUACGCAUUCCCCAGCAAAAAGCCUAACUCAUGUUACUCAACACAACAUUCUCAAUUAGUUUUGAUGAAGAAACUCCAAGCUUAAGCCUUCAUGUGGUUAAGAACAUGACUCUCAUAGCAACCUACUGGAAGUGCAACUUUCUAUUGCUUUAUUGCCACCACAGAGUUAAUGUUGUUUUGAGUUGAAGUUACUCAGUAGCUGGUACUUUUGCAGACAAGCUCCCACAUUUUAUUUAGUCACCUUAAACAACCGUGCACAUACAAAAGGUAAACUUUCACCUUUCAUACCUGAAAAUUCCAGUGGAAAAAAAAGAGUCAAACUCACAUUAAUAGCACAUUUAGGUCUUAAUUAUGUCUCACUGGUCCCCUGAAUUAACUAUGCAGUCUGUAAAACCUCAAAUGGGUUAAACUUAUCAUUGAAGUUUUAAAAUACUAGAACAGUUACAAUAGUGUGUAUAUGUAUUCAGAAAGAUGUCUAAAAAGGAUGGGACUGAUGCAAGGUCUGUUAAGGCAACAUAAAAGUCCACACUUAACUAGCUUUUUUAAUCUUGUUUGAAAUACAGUACCUCAGAAUUUAGUUAAAGUGCUGGGUUUUUAUUUUUAGGCUAGCCCUGUAGGGAAUUAGCUAAUGAAGUGAAGACAAAGGUGUCUCAAAAUAUCAGAAGUAAUCAUCUUAAUGUUUAAGAGGGAUCAUGAUCCAGGCUGUAGAUAUACAAGUCACAUCUCAACACUUGCCAAAACCAGUUACAGUAGAAGAGAAAAACAACCAAAAAUUUAGGUCCCUUUAAGUUUAAGGAAAACCACUUGAACAAGUCAGUCUUAAAAAUAAAAACUCUUUAGUCACAUAGGUGUGUAGUAGUGAAGAAACUAUAGUAUUUUCUAUUCAAAAAGUAUACUGUUCAUCUAAUAACCUUACACAACAUUACACCACAAAAACUGCUAUUACCACUUUACCAGACUUGCUUCACAGGCAGUAGGAAAUACUAUGAUGACUGUUUUUCUUACUCUGUUAGUAAACGAGGGCUGGAUAAUGGGGGAGAGGGGUGAUUAUACAUAGCUAAUAAUAAAUGUUUCAAGUAAA
Tyto alba (common barn owl) is the source of this 1876-nucleotide messenger RNA. It is a transcript of the gene SCRG1, whose product is annotated as stimulator of chondrogenesis 1. The record is from RefSeq and is a predicted model, not a curated record. The transcript is spliced from 4 exons. Lineage: Eukaryota; Metazoa; Chordata; Aves; Strigiformes; Tytonidae. The coding region runs from base 121 to 552 and encodes 143 amino acids.